Molecule: messenger RNA, 1445 nt
Organism: Harmonia axyridis
Lineage: Eukaryota; Metazoa; Arthropoda; Insecta; Coleoptera; Coccinellidae
Gene: cib
Product: thymosin beta
Exons: 6
Coding region: 157-783 (208 amino acids)
Biological process (GO): actin filament organization
Cellular component (GO): cytosol
Molecular function (GO): actin monomer binding
Source: RefSeq, a predicted model, not a curated record
GACUUUUUCAGCGCAGUUCAAAUCGUGCCCAUAUCAAGUGCGACGUUUGUAGAGACCGGGUGUCAUCAUCAGCUGUUGUUCUUUUAGCCGGUUCUUCAGUGAACAGUUACUUUACCUCAUCAUACCAAUUUUUAUAUCAACCUCAUAUCAGAAAAGAUGUCUUGCCCAAUGCCUGCACCACCUGCAUUGAAAGAUUUGCCAAAAGUAGCUGGUGAUCUCAAAAGCGAAUUGGAGGCUUUCAAGGCAACGAAUUUGAAGAAUGCAGAUACCCAAGAAAAAAUUGUAUUACCGUCAGCAGAAGAUGUAGCUCAAGAACGUAGUCAUAAUGCUCUUUUCGCCAGUGUAGAAAAUUUUAAAGCUUCAUCAUUGAAAAAAACAGAUACUAGGGAGAAGAUUGUAUUACCUAAUGCAAAAGAUGUAGCUGCGGAGAAAACUGAAAAGGCAUUGAUUGAGGGUAUUGAACAUUUCGAAAAGAAUAAAUUGAAACAUACAGAAACUCAAGAAAAGAACCCACUUCCUGAUAAAGAAGUUGUAUUGCAAGAGAAAAACCAUCAGAAUCUUUUGAGUGGAGUAGAACAUUUUGAUAAAGCAACAAUGAAACAUACAACAACUACAGAAAAAUUUGUCUUGCCUGAUAGUGAAGUUAUUCAAUUAGAAAAAGGACAAAGACAGCUUAUUUCUGGAAUAGAAAAUUUCGAUAGUUCCAAACUCAAGCAUGCCGAAACCUGUGAGAAAAAUCCUCUACCCACAAAGGAAAUAAUUGAUCAAGAAAAGUGUGCAUAAGACUUUGGCUCAUAGUUAUCAGUGAUAUAAAACUUCCUAAAACUGAUGAUAUCGCAUAAAAUCAAUUGAGAAUUAUUGUUAACGAAUAUUAAGGGAACACAUUCAAAUUCUUGUGGAAGAACAUUGGGAUAAUUCUUGAUUCCUUUUAUGUACCGUAUAAGCUCAUGCCAAUUUUAUAUUAUUUUAUACUUUUUUACAUAUUCAUCUAUUUAUAAUGGUACUACUGAAGAUUUGUAAUUGUAGGAUUAGCUUUUACUUCCAAAUUUUGAUACUACUAAUAUUUUAUUAUUAAGAUCUUAUUUUAUUGAGAAUGUAGAAUUUCAAUGUGGAGUUGAUUUUGCAUGAUUGUGCUUCAAUAAACAACCAACUUGUAAAUGAAUUAGUAUUCAAUACUGCCCUUGAGUAGAUAUAUGAUAGUGAAGGAAGAAUACCUAAACUACUUUACAAUAUAGGAAGACUAAAUUGUUCGACCUUGCUUUGAAUAAAUAAGUUUUUUUUUUAUUUCAAAAACUGUUAUUAUUUCGAAAUUUUUAAUUUUCAUAUCCAAAGAAUAAUUCCUUUGCAAUGGUCUAUUUUACAUUUUACUCACAGAGGAGUUAAGUGUAUUCCCUGUUGAAAGGGAAGGAAUUUUUGAAGAAUAAAUAAAUAAAUGUUCAAGCUUU